AUGUCUAUGAGACAAUAUCCCUCAGGUGCAAAAAAACGUGAUAUUCGAAAGAAAAGAAAAGCAGAAGAUGCGAAAAACGAAGGCGCCUUGUUGACAUUUUUAGCGAAACGACCGGUAACCCCAUCAUCAGAAACUACUCAAACAGAAAUAACAGCUGGUAAUCAAAGUGCAGUCGUCUCGGCAACAGCCAGUAUGGAUUCUGAGUCCUAUCCAACAGAAUUGCCAGAAUCUGAACCGCCGGCUAAAGGUUCUAUAGAGGUCGCGAGUAUUGAAACUGUUGAUAACUGUAGUGAAAUUUUGACAGAUAUUGCUAUGUGGCCAGCGAAUUUGACAGAAACCAUGCGUAAUUAUGUUUUGGAUUUCAAACCAAAAAAUGUUGGCGACUUUUCAUGUGCUAGCAUGUUGAUGACAGAUCGUGGCAGACAAUAUUUUCGUCAUUUGUCUGAACAUAACUUUUACUUGACCAAGGCGAAUGGCCAAAAAGAAAGACGGGACAGAGUUACGACAAUGCUUCUAACAUGUCUUGGCUUGCAGGCGCGAAUCAAGGCACACAGUCCCAAUGCAGUUUACAUUCCCUGCUCUAGCCAUAGCUUAAAUCUACGCCGAAAAAUCAUCUUUUACAACACUUUCAGCAAAAUCAACUUCGACGUCGAACGACACAUCAGCAUUUACAAAAACGUUAGCACUAUCUUUCUUCAAUGUCAUACGAGGACACACCAGAAACAGAAAUAUUUACGUCGACUCCAGUACACCCAAAUCGACCCAUCAACACCGACAUUCUUCCGCCUCAGAGAACUACAAGAUCGGGAAAAGCAGUUCAACUCCCAUAUCGAUAUCUUGUUUAGGAUCGAUCAACAGCUUAUGCUGACGAUCUGGUGGGAGAGUAUUGUUGGAACGCACAUCCAUAUUUUAAGCACGUUACGAUUUGCUAUAUGUAUAUUGAAAACUUCCCUUCUUGCUGCGUUUUACGAUCGAACUUCUCUUUGUAAAUUUGUAUAG
This is a messenger RNA of Helobdella robusta, 999 nucleotides long. RefSeq lists its product as hypothetical. The transcript has 3 exons. Lineage: Eukaryota; Metazoa; Annelida; Clitellata; Rhynchobdellida; Glossiphoniidae. The record is from RefSeq and is a predicted model, not a curated record. The coding region runs from base 1 to 999 and encodes 332 amino acids.